AUGAAUGACUUUGUUGUUGAUGGAUACCAUAACAGCAUCAUACAACUAGUGAGUACAGAAAUUAGUACCAAUGAGGAGUUGUCAAAAGAAACAAAUGAAGAAAUAAAUCCAAUUGCAGCAUCAACUAAUCUUGGGAAUCGAAAUAAGAGCUCCGAAGUUUCAUUGUCACGAACAAAAAGGCAAUAUUAUUAUGAUUACUAUCCCUAUUACAGACGAUAUCGUCCAUAUCCUUUACCAGUAUUUGUAGGGAUAGGUGGUUUUGGUAUAGGACCUGGUUUUGGAUAUGGCAGAGGAUUUGGCGGUAGAGGUUUUGGGGGAAGAGGAUUUGGUGGUCGUGGACUUGGGGGCAGAGGUUUCGGUGGCAGAGGUAUAGGCGGACUAGGUGGUAGAGGAGGUAUUGGUGGAUUUGGAGGCGGACAUGGCGGGAGGGGAUAG
Messenger RNA from Achroia grisella, 435 nucleotides. Its product is annotated as H/ACA ribonucleoprotein complex subunit 1-like. The record is from RefSeq and is a predicted model, not a curated record. The transcript has 3 exons. Bases 1 to 435 code for a protein of 144 amino acids. NCBI's taxonomy places the organism in Eukaryota, Metazoa, Arthropoda, Insecta, Lepidoptera, Pyralidae.